GCCAGUCACCGGUUCCAGCCGGCGCGCGUGCGGAGGCGUCGCCAGCGCCUGGGGCCCGCGGAGACGUCGUCGCCUGAGGCUUCGCCCGGGAGUACCUCACGCGUGGUGCGCGGCUGGCAGCCCCGGGAGCGCUGUGGCCAGGGCCCGGAUGUGAUCUGCCUGGAAUAUCGCAAGUUCUGUAGAAGUUUCAGUGCACACUCCAGGGCUUUAUUCCUGUGAUUGAAUGUGGCUGGAUCGGGGAGGCCCUCUGAAUUCAUUUCAGGCGCAUAGGCAAGUGUAUAGUUUCCGAAGGUCUGGAAUCCGAGAAUGGUUUAGCUGGGUCUCCCGUGUACCUGUAGGUGGCACUUUAUAUAAAGGAAGCACUGCGACUUGAGGCCACACCCUUCAAGAAUAAAAAAAGAAAAUUAGAAAAUGGAACCAUGUGAGAAAGAACAAGAGCCAGAACCACAGAAGAGCAUAGAAGAAACCAAACAAGUAGAUGAAAAAGAUGCUGAGCUGAUCUUUGUUGGGGUGGAACAUGUAAAUGUAGAUGCUGAGCUGAUCUUUGUCGGGGUGACUUCAAAUUCAAAACCAGUCGUUUCACACAUUUUGAACAGAGUCACCCCGGGUUCAUAUUUAAGAAGAAAAAAGUAUGGUCACCUCAGAAAAGAUACUGCUCACAAAUUGCAGCCCAUCAGUCAUGUGACCUCUACAUCAGAAGCAGUAACUGUCAUGCCAGUUUCUGAAUCUGAAUCAAGAUCAACAGAUAGUCCUAUUAUUAUAGAGCCUUUGUCUAAACCUGAUUAUAAAAGUAAUUCACCACAAGUUGUGCCUAAUAGCUCUUCUGAGUUAGGGUCUCCUUUGAUUUCAUUCACAAGUUCAUUGCAGCAUUCAGUAGGAGCAGCACUUUCUGUAGGAGGUAUGAAUAAAAGUCCUUGCACAUCAAAGCAGCUUUCUGCUUCAGAAGUAAGCAGCGUAAAUUCCAAAAGGCCUAAACUCAGUGACGGAAUCCCAGGGGGACAUUCUUCACCUUCGUCUCCUUCAGGUAUCUUGCAUACAAUAACUACUCAGCAAAGCACACUCUCAAGUAGUGUUCAUACCUCAUUGAGUCCUGUUCAGAAUGGAGCACCUUUUCCAACAGCUUUUCCAAAGGACAGUGUCCAUUUCAAGCCUAUAAAUCUUGUUAGGGAAAAUAGACUGACAGAAAUAGACUUUUCGAGUCUCUCAAGUCAAAACAAGAUUGUUGAUCCCAAAAAAGGAAAUCUGGUUGUGUUACUCCAUGACUUUUACUACGGACAGCAUAGAGGAGAUGGGCAGCCAGAACAGAAGACUCACACAGCCUUUAAAUGCUUCAGCUGCUUGAAAGUUCUAAAAAAUGUCAAGUUUAUGAACCACAUGAAGCACCAUUUAGAACUUGAGAAGCAGAAGGGUGACAGCUGGGAAAACCACACCACCUGCCAGCACUGCCACCGGCAGUUUCCCACUCCGUUGCAGCUGCAAUGUCACAUUGAAAGUGUACACACUUCCCAGGAGCCCUCCGCUGUCUGUAAAAUUUGUGAAUUGUCCUUUGAAACAGAUCAGGUUCUCUUACAGCACAUGAAGGACAAUCAUAAGGCUGGGGAAAUGCCUUAUGUGUGCCAGGUUUGCAACUACAGAUCGUCUGCCUUUGCUGAUGUGGAAACACAUUUCAGAACAUGCCAUGGAAACACAAAGAAUUUGCUCUGUCUGUUUUGUCUCAAAAUUUUCAAAACUGCAAUACCCUACGAGUGUCAUUAUAGAGGACACUGGGAAAAGAGUGUUCACCAGUGUUCCAAAUGCCGGCUGCAGUUUUUAACUUUCAAGGAGAAAAUGGAGCACAAGACCAGGUGUCAUCAAAUGUUUAAGAAACCUAAGCAACUAGAAGGAUUGCCUCCUGAAACAAAAGUUGUUAUUCAAGUAUCACUGGGACCACCUCAACCAGGGUCAGUGGAAGUAGCAUCCAUUACUGUGAGCACAUCUGAUUCUGAACCAUCACCAGCCCCCAAGCCUAAAAGUAGAAUUUCAAAAAAACCCCGUUAAUUCUACUUUUUGUAAAUCGAAAACAAGAAUUUCAGUCAAAUUAAAAAAACCCAUAAAAAGUACAAACCACACAUUUAAUAGCUUAAAAAAUAGUGAAACCAGUUAAUCAUUGAAGAGUUUUUUAAAAGUUAAUGAAACACAGUAUUGUUUGUUCUGAAUUUUCAGAUGUUAUUUAAAAAUGUAUUACCUGGUUUCAUGUAACUAUCUGGCUUAACACAUGAAAGGUGCUGUGUGUGUAUAUGUUAAAAAAAGUUGGAAACCUAUUUAUUAUUUUGUUAUUUAUUCAUGUUACUGAUAGGUGUAAAAGCUCUUCUUUUGGUAUAUAGAAUCUGUAGAAUUUUUUAGGUACUUAAUUUUAUUUUCUAUUUUUUCCAUGCCUUGAAGAUUUCAAUAUUAACUCUAGUCAAACUGGAAUAGCUUUACUAUGGCAUGGUCCUGUUUGCUGCUGAACUCCCCAAAGUGCCUCUAUUGUGCUGGUCUGCAGUGACCUGGCUCUGAAAGCCUGGGUGUGGAGAAGUUGAGAGAGAUGCUGUGGCAUGAAUGGGACCAGAAAGGGAGGUUAGUCAAUGGAGAGCAGUGGUUCUUUAUCCUAGUUGAGAAGCACACAUUCCCUUCAGUCUUGAAGCGAAGGCUGAAGGAACACUGUGUCAGAGUGUCUUUACCUAGUCCGGGAACAUCCAAGGAAGCAAAACCGUUACAGUAAAAUGCCUACGUUCGGUCAGGGGCUCCUUGUAGACAUCACACAACCACAGUGUGUCACUGGCUUUAGCUUGAGACGCAGAAGUAGAUAAUAGAAUGGGGCCUGGUGCCAGUGGACCUCCUGUUGAGUGGUCCACAGGGGAAUUCGAUUUGUUCCCUCCCCUCACCUUUCUGGCUUUUCUUUAGUCAGAAGGAACUAGCCCUGUUCUGGGAAGCCACGGCAGUAAAGAAGUCAAGUUUCCCAAGGAAAAGAAACUCUGACGUCCUUAGUGUGAACUGUAGUGGUUCCAUAAUGUUAACUGAAAAGGGCCAAAGAAAUUAUAUCUGUCCAGUUCAUGGACUGAGUUAAAUUUAGUUCUCUAAGUGUUAAGCUGGAAUGAGGGUUGUCCAAGAACAGUAGGUACAGUGGAUAAAAAUAAGCCCAGGGUGAAUUAAGCCCAUUGUGGGGCUUUUCCUUAUAUUUUUCUGUGUACACGUAUCUUGCAAAUUGAAGUUUGCAGUUUUGUAUCUUGCCUUGGACAUUGAAUGUGUUAUAGUUAACAGUUGUUAUUCUGGUGUGUAUGUAAUUUCCUAUUUUAUAAAAUUAAUACUGUUUGAGUCUUACUUGACUCACUCUAAUGUGCAAGAAAUGUCCCUUUUAUUUUAAUAAGUAUUAGGUCUUAGAGUUACAGUCCUUCAUCUAAUCUGUCCACCUAUCUAAUAUGUGUCUAUAUUAUGGGGAACCCUGUCCCCUUGCCACCUCUGAGGGCUCUUUCACAGAACUGUGGAGUACCCUCUGAGUAUUACUGGUUUCUGAACACGAGCAGCCUUGGCUGCUUCUGUGGGUUCCCAGGAUUGAGUCUCCCUCGGAAUGUUCUGGUGCCAUCCCUCCUCCUUCCAUUCCCGACCCAGGUACCUAGCAGCCUCUGUGCACCACUCAAGGACUCUGGGAUCCUGGCUGUAGACGUAAGCCAGGAGAAAUCUCUCCUUUCCCCACUUGCUUUCCCCUCUUCUUAAAGGCACCUUCUCUCCCCCUGCUCCUUUGUUCCUUCCUCACUCUAGUUAAAUCCCUUCAGCUUUCACAGAAAGCUGGGGAGUGAUCAUCAUCAGGGGCUUAGCGUGCCUCUGAAUUGGAGAGGAAGCACUACACAUAAAAGUAGUUGUGAGUAUACUGUCCGUGCGUUAGAUCAUUUCCUCAGUGUAGAUUCUGCUGUAUUAAUUUGCUCAAUGCGUGACUGAUUGAUUGAUUUGCACUUGGAACAUUUUACUAGGCCUUUUCAGUUAGUUUGCUUGGGCCAAGGCACUUUGCUAAAAUUUCAGCCUGAACUCCUUUCUUUAGGUGUAGAAGUGUGUGUGUGUGUGUGUGUGUGUGUGUGUGUGUGUUUCACUUGUUCUGAUCUCAGGUGGAAAUGUCUAUGUAUAAAUAGAUCUUCAGACUUUUGCUUACUUAUUGCCCUUAUUCUGUUUCUGUGGUAAAAAUAUGAGAUGUUUUACUUCUGUGUUUUUGUGGUUGCGUAGUUUGAUCAGCACUGUUACUGUUGCUUGCUGUUUCACUAAAACAUGCUCGUCAGGAGUACAGAUUGUUAUUUAUUGCCACCGUUCUAGUGGUACGGCCCCUGCCUACCUCCUCUCUCUUUUUCAUUCUUUGCCGUGCUACUACUCUACCAUUUUCCCCACUCAUGCACUGUUUUUAAUACACUGGCCUUGCUUUUCCUCAAGCAAAUUGCAUUUCUUCCUGAUCCAAAGACUUUGCAACUGCUGUUCUCUGUGUUAGAAUGCUCUUCCCCUAGACCUGCAUGGCUUGCUACCUCAGUUGACACUUCCUUUGGUUCAUUGAGCUUCACCAAUGUUCUUAAAAAUGACACUUGACAAUGAAACCUAACCUCCUUUUCUCCUCCUCAAAGGCACUUUAUAUAGUCUCCCCUCCUUUCUUCCCUUUCUAAUCUAGUUACAUUUUCUAGGUUUUCACAAAAAGCUGGAAAGAGAUAAUCGCCAAGGACUUUGCUUCUCUCUUAGAAUUGAGCUAGCCUGAGUCCAUUUCUGUGCCUGCAACCAAAACAAAAUUAAUAUAGUGAGUUGAGUUCCUUCAGGGGCUUUCUCUGUUUUGCUAUUGAUACCUCUAUAUUUUUUAAAGGCAAUGUCACUUUGUUUUGUUUACAUAUAAUAUUGAAUAUCUGUCAAGAUUACUAUUUUGUUAUUACCCUUUGUGAAUUUCCCUAUUUUACUUGUUUGUUCAAAUAAAAUUUAUUAUUUUAUUA
Molecule: messenger RNA, 4973 nt
Organism: Rhinolophus ferrumequinum (greater horseshoe bat)
Lineage: Eukaryota; Metazoa; Chordata; Mammalia; Chiroptera; Rhinolophidae
Gene: ZNF280B
Product: zinc finger protein 280B
Exons: 5
Coding region: 412-2037 (541 amino acids)
Biological process (GO): regulation of DNA-templated transcription
Molecular function (GO): DNA-binding transcription factor activity, RNA polymerase II-specific; RNA polymerase II cis-regulatory region sequence-specific DNA binding
Source: RefSeq, a predicted model, not a curated record